AUGAUCCCGCCAAGUGUUUCGUGCAGGACCUGCAGUUCCGCCUGCAGUAGCCUACAAGCCAUCGCUCGAGACGGGGUGUUCUCGAUCUCCGCCAGUUCUCGCACAUCCAAGGCCUCAUUACUUCUCACCAAGCCUCACGUCCGGCUGUACACGGUCAGAUCAAAGUCCCACCUGCGCAGCCCGGCGCUGCAACUACAAGGCCGAGCCCAAUCUCGCCGAGGAUUCCAUUCCACGCCAGCUACACACCUCGAAAAACAACCCUCUCCUCCGCCGUCACCUAGCUCCCCCUCAACGCGUGUCUCCUACCGCGUCGCCGUUUCCUCGAGUGGAAAAGGUCGCCGCUUCAACCCCCUCACAAACGCCCACAACUUCGACCCCUCCGCCGACGCGCUAGGCGUAACAAACGACAAGAAUAGCGUCAGCAGAAGGCGCAACAGACCCGAUAGCGGUGAAGAUGCUUUCUUCGUCAGCCGCAUCGGAAACAGAAUCUCAGACCACCAGCAUGGCAACGCAGAAGCUGUCGCCUUCGCCGUAGCAGAUGGUGUCGGUGGCUGGACCGAAUCCCGCGUCGAUCCGGCCGACUUUUCCCAUGGCAUUUGCGGCUACAUGGCGCACACCGCGCAGACUUGGCACGAGCCUGCUGAGCUGCUCCGUCCGAAACAGCUCCUUCAGGCUGGCUACGACCAGGUCGUUGCGGACCCGACGAUUCGCGCCGGUGGCAGUACUGCCUCUGUUGGCAUUGCCUUGCCGGAUGGACGGGUGGAAUUAGCCAAUUUGGGGGAUUCUGGCUCCGUGCUCUUGCGCAAGGCUGCUGUGCAUCAGUAUUCCGUCCCGCAGACCCAUGGCUUUAAUACCCCUUAUCAGCUUAGCGUUAUCCCGCCCCGCAUGCGUGCCCAGUCGGCUGUCUUUGGCGGUGCCUUUUUGGAGGAUUUCCCCAAGGAUGCUAGCGUUACCAAUUUGACCAUGCAGCAUGGUGAUGUGUUGAUGCUUGCUACCGAUGGUGUCUUUGAUAACCUGAACAAUCAGGAUAUUCUCAAGCUCGUCACUGGACGAAUGAUCUUGACCGGUGCCUGGACGGCUAAUGAGUCUGGCGUUGGCGUCUCAGAUGACCUGCGUACUUUGACUGCUCCGGGUGGUUUGGCAGAUGCGUUCCCUUCAACGUCCCGCUUGGCCAAGUCCAAGUCCAAUUCCAAGAAGGAGACCGAGACUGAAGAAUCUGCUUCUCGUCCUGAGGAUCAGAUCACCUUGCAGUCGAUCCUUGCUGCUACCAUUGCCGGCGAGGCGAAGAAGGCUAGCAUGGAUUACCGCCGCGAUGGCCCCUUCGCCAAGGAGGCUCAGCGUUAUUACCCCGGUGACUACUACCGCGGCGGCAAGGUGGAUGACAUCUGUGUGGUGGUCGUAGUGGCUAUCGAUGAUAGCCUGGCUGCCAGCGGUGCAGUCUGA
Messenger RNA from Penicillium nucicola, 1443 nucleotides. It is a transcript of the gene ppmA, whose product is annotated as type 2C protein phosphatase PTC7. The coding region runs from base 1 to 1443 and encodes 480 amino acids. The record is from RefSeq and is a predicted model, not a curated record. The transcript has a single exon. Lineage: Eukaryota; Fungi; Ascomycota; Eurotiomycetes; Eurotiales; Aspergillaceae.